AUGGCACCGACCUACGCAGGGAUGUCGGGCAAGAGAUUGUCCGUGUCCAUCUCGACCAUUGCGACUAUGGGCUUUCUCUUGUUCGGUUACGAUCAGGGUGUUAUGUCCGGUAUCAUCAGUGAUACAGCUUUCCAGGAUCUCUUCACUGCUACCAAGGGUAAUGCCACGAUGCAGGCCCUGGUGACCUCCGUCUAUGAGUUGGGUUGCUUGGUUGGUGCUUUGUUCGCCCUGUUCUUUGGUGACAAGACUGGUCGUCGCCUGAUGAUCAUGUCUGGCGCUACCGUCAUGAUUAUCGGUGUCAUCAUUCAGGUCACCUCAUUCGCUGGCCACAUUCCCCUCUUGCAAUUCUUCAUCGGUCGUGUCAUCACUGGUAUUGGUAAUGGAAUGAACACCUCAACCAUUCCUACUUAUCAGGCAGAGUGUUCGAAGACCAGCAACCGUGGUUUGUUGAUCUGCAUUGAGGGUGGAAUUAUCGCGAUUGGUACUUGCAUCGCAUACUGGAUCGAUUACGGUGCCCACUUCGGCAACAAGGAUCUUGUGUGGCGGUUCCCCAUCGCCUUCCAGAUCUUUUUCGGCUUCAUCAUUAUCUUCGGAAUGUACUUCCUUCCCGAUUCUCCGCGCUACCUGAUCGCCAAGGAUCGUGUACAGGAGGGAGAGUACGUGCUUGCUGCUUUGGGCGGCUUUGAGAUCAACGACCACGAGACACAACUCCAGAAACAGCUGGUUAUUGACUCCAUCAGAGCUUCGAGUGCUGCUGGCCAGGACGUGACAUACCGUGACUUGCUCACUGGUGGCCGUUCCCAGCACCUCCGCCGUAUGUUGAUCGGAUCUUCGUCUCAGAUCUUCCAGCAACUAGGCGGAUGCAACGCUGUAAUCUACUAUCUGCCACUGCUGCUCGAAGAGAACCUCAAGGAAGGUACCAACUUUGCCCUUCUGAUCUCGGGAGUCAACAUGAUUAUCUAUGCUAUCUUCGCUACCUUUUCGUGGUUUUUCAUCGAGAAGAUUGGCCGCCGCAAGCUAUUUCUGGGGGGUUCCAUCUUGCAGUGCAUUGCUAUGAUUAUCACUUUCGGAUCUCUGAUUCCGGGUACCAAGUCGGCUGCCAAGGGUGCCAUUUUCGGUAUCUUUCUCUACAUGGCUGCUUUUGGAGCUGCGUGGCUUCCCCUACCGUGGCUGUACCCCGCUGAGCUGUCCCCGAUCAAGACUCGUGCCAAGGCCAACGCUGUCUCUACCUGCAGUAACUGGCUGUUUAACUUCUUCGUCGUGAUGAUUACCCCCGUCAUGGUGGCUAACAUCGGGUGGGGUACUUACUGCUUUUUCGCUGCUAUGAACGCCCUCUUCGUCCCCUUCAUUUAUUUCUUCUACCCCGAGACCGCCAACCGGAGCUUGGAGGAAAUCGACAUCAUCUUCGCCAAAGGUUACACCGAGAAUAUCAGCUACGUGAAGGCUGCCAAGGAUCUUCCUAAGCUUACGGAUGACGAAGUCGAGCAAAAGGCUAUGGAGUACGGCUUCGGUGGCGCCAGCGAUGAAGAGAAGGCGAACGCCGCCGAGCUGUCCGGCUCGAACAGCGGCAAGGGCGAGUAAGCUGUUUGCAAGUCCUCUUCAUGACCUAAGAACGUUGCCAAUUCACGGCGAGUGUUCUCUAAGCUUGAUAUUGUCAUUGUUUCGGCUACGCCCCAGAUCCGGCGCAGCCGCUGGACAUAUAGAUUCUGUUGUGACUCUGUGUUUUUCUCGCGAUUACCCCU
Molecule: messenger RNA, 1742 nt
Organism: Aspergillus homomorphus CBS 101889
Lineage: Eukaryota; Fungi; Ascomycota; Eurotiomycetes; Eurotiales; Aspergillaceae
Product: putative MFS monosaccharide transporter
Exons: 4
Coding region: 1-1581 (526 amino acids)
Biological process (GO): carbohydrate transport; transmembrane transport
Cellular component (GO): membrane
Molecular function (GO): carbohydrate:proton symporter activity
Source: RefSeq, a predicted model, not a curated record